Lachancea thermotolerans CBS 6340 is the source of this 978-nucleotide messenger RNA. RefSeq names its product Oac1p (gene OAC1). The record is from RefSeq and is a predicted model, not a curated record. Bases 1 to 978 code for a protein of 325 amino acids. The transcript has a single exon. Gene Ontology annotation, biological process: transmembrane transport. Lineage: Eukaryota; Fungi; Ascomycota; Saccharomycetes; Saccharomycetales; Saccharomycetaceae.
AUGUCCAAGGAAGCAGAAAUCUCGCGAGUAAAGACUGACGCUGACAAGCCUGCCGCCCAAAAGGUGACUAAGACAGGGUCUUUCAUCGCAGGUGGUCUGGCAGCAUGUAUCGCUGUGACAGUAACAAACCCUAUAGAACUGGUCAAGACUAGAAUGCAGCUGCAGGGUGAAAUGUCAGCCGAGUCCCAGAGAAUCUACAAAAACCCAUGGCAAUCACUGAAGAUCAUUUUCAAAAACGAGGGUAUCAGAGGCCUGCAAAAGGGUCUAUCGUGCGCUUACAUUUACCAGAUCGGGCUCAACGGUUCCAGACUUGGGUUCUACGAACCAAUACGUUCUUUGCUGAACAAAACGUUCUACCCCAACCAGGACCCCCACAAGGUGCAGAACGUGGCUGUCAACGUCGUCUCCGGCGCAAGCUCCGGUAUCAUUGGUGCAAUCAUGGGCUCUCCACUUUUCCUGAUCAAGACCAGAAUGCAGGCCUACUCGAAUGCCAUCCAGAUCGGCCAGCAGACCCACUACACAUCGAUCUGGAACGGGCUUUCCAGCAUUUACAGAGCUGAGGGGCUAAAGGGUCUAUACCGUGGCGUGGACGCCGCUAUUCUCAGAACAGGUGCCGGGUCCUCCGUGCAACUGCCCAUUUACAACACCGCCAAACGCUUUUUGCUCAACCACGACAUCAUGAAAGAAGGCACCGGUCUGCAUCUGGUCGCCAGUACCUUGUCUGGUAUCGGUGUCGGUGUUGUCAUGAACCCUUGGGAUGUUAUUCUUACAAGAGUAUACAACCAGAAGGGCAAUCUUUACAAGGGUCCCAUCGACUGUCUUAUCAAGACUGUCAGAAUCGAAGGUGUCAGCGCGCUUUACAAGGGUUUCGAGGCCCAGCUUUUCAGAAUCGCCCCACACACGAUUCUGUGUCUAACCUUCAUGGAGCAGACCAUGAAAUUCGUUUACGCUGUCGAGAAGCAGAUCCUCGGAGCUUGA